AUGGCUUUCGCAUUUGUGUUCCGGGGCGUGGAGGCGAGUGAUGCCUUCUCAGAACACCUACUGGGCGUCGAGAGGUCGGUGGAAUUUCUGCUAUCGCCCCGGCUCGGGCAGGCGUACCAGCACCUUAAGGAGCACGGGAGCAACCUCCCCCUGGUGGGCAGGGCGGUUUUCCUGCCGUCGGUGGAGGCCGCGGAGGGGGUGACGCGGUUCUUCCUCGUGGUGGUGCAGGCGCCUCUUCCCUCGGCGGAGAGCGUGGCCAACGUGGCGGAGGUCCACGAGGUGUCUAUGGACGUGGGGAAGCGGGGCCUCCGCGUGGCCUUCCGUGAGCUGUACUUCUACAUGGACCUGAUCGACCAGCAGAUGACGCGCACCAUGACUCGAGCACAAUGGGGUAUCCUCGGGUACGGUCCCUACGCCGACCUGCCCCUAAAGCGAAGAGAGGAGGUAGUGGACAGGGCGUGCGAGAAGUACCUGUCGCUGGAGCAUCCCAUACAGCGCUACGAGUUUCUGGCGCACAUCCGCUGGCACAACGCGGCCCUCCACGACGACCUGGUCCAAACGGGGCUGCUGCGGGCGAGAGCAAACGCCAUUCAAGGAGGCGAGCAUAUAAGAACGCUUGGGUCCUUUUUCGUCCCCUCCUCCCCUCCUUUGGUGACCUCUGUAAGAUUGAUUGUGAUGCCGGCAUCAGCAGGGGAUGAAGAUGCGCAAGGCACCGGAUCGUCGGAGCCCACCGCUUCUGCUGCCAACACGACCAGUGCUGGCGACCUUCCCGCGACCACCGCCGCUGCAUCUUCCCCUUCGCCCUCCCCCUCCCCGUUUGCCGGCGAUGCCUGGCUGGAUGCGGACGCUGUUUGGAGAAGACAGGGCGCGACAACCACAAGUUGCAAAAGCAGCAGGGUUACACCCGAGGACAAAGGCGACAGCAAGAGAGAUGGCGACAAGCGCGCUUCUUCCUCCCUCCCCUGCCGCUACUACCUGGAGGGAGUGGUCACGGGGGAUGUUUCCGAGAGCCGCGUGGGGUGGUUUCGGAGAUCCGGGGGCGCGUGGACGUCCCUUCCGGCCGGAGAAGGGGACGGAGGGGGGCCGUGGGAAGCGUUCUCAGCCAGGGAGGGUUCCAAGGUCGGCCGAAUCAAGAGGUGCGGCGGCACUUGGUCCAUGUCGAAGCACAUCAACGGUGUACACAGCGCGGAAGUUGUCGCUCGUGGCACGCCGACAACGGCCAGACCAUCCUGGACAGCACGAUCGAGACCGAACCACAUUUUGGAAAACCUCCCUGAAGUGGAUUCUUAUGGCGUACAAGGGCACGAAUAAGUACAAGUUAGUAUCAGAGUAGCAGAUGACGGUGUGUGUACUGCAGCAGUGUGCAUACAAUCGGGACCUACACACACACUUUGAGUCAUCUAGCUGCUGACAGUAUGGCUGUUGGAUCUUGGGAGUGCACGAUUCUCAAAUUGGGAGAUGCAGCAUACCACGAUAUCCUGGCUUCGGCUGGGCUUGAAAUAAUCCUUUUGCUCUCCUCCGCUCUUUGCAUCAGUGGCUUCCUAGAUUCGAGCGAGGGCAUUUGUGUAGCUGAGAUGUGUGUCUACGUGAAAGAACAUGUAGAGAGAGUCGUAUUGGCAUUCGCAUCAAGCGCAUUGCGCAUUUUUCGAAUUUUGGCCCCCUUCCAGGGACCUUGAUUUUCACCCGCUGGCACUGACGUCUAUUAAUUGGUCAGCCGGUUAGCG
Molecule: messenger RNA, 1724 nt
Organism: Ectocarpus sp. CCAP 1310/34
Lineage: Eukaryota; Phaeophyceae; Ectocarpales; Ectocarpaceae
Source: the annotation of a GenBank genome assembly